Gracilinanus agilis (Agile Gracile Mouse Opossum) is the source of this 3316-nucleotide messenger RNA. RefSeq names its product NIMA related kinase 9 (gene NEK9). Gene Ontology annotation, molecular function: protein kinase binding; protein kinase activity; ATP binding. Gene Ontology annotation, cellular component: centrosome. The transcript is spliced from 22 exons. Lineage: Eukaryota; Metazoa; Chordata; Mammalia; Didelphimorphia; Didelphidae. Gene Ontology annotation, biological process: protein phosphorylation. The record is from RefSeq and is a predicted model, not a curated record. Bases 1 to 2937 code for a protein of 978 amino acids.
AUGUCGGUGCUGGGCGAGUACGAGCGACACUGCGACUCCAUCAACUCUGACUUCGGGAGCGAAUCCGGCGGCGGCGGCGGCGGUUCAGUGUCCAGCCCCGGUUCCGGCUCGGCCGCUCGUUCCGGUGGGGGCUUCCCAGUGGAACAAGAGGAGUUGCAUUACAUCCCCAUUCGCGUCCUGGGUCGGGGCGCCUUCGGGGAGGCCACGCUGUACCGCCGCACCGAGGAUGACUCAUUGGUUGUGUGGAAGGAAGUUGAUUUGACUCGACUCUCUGAGAAAGAACGUCGUGAUGCCUUGAAUGAAAUUGUUAUUCUGGCUCUGCUGCAACAUGACAACAUUAUUGCUUACUACAAUCACUUCAUGGACAACAACACUUUGCUGAUUGAGCUAGAGUAUUGUAAUGGAGGAAACCUAUAUGAUAAAAUCCUGCGUCAGAAGGACAAAUUGUUUGAGGAAGAGAUGGUGGUCUGGUACCUAUUUCAGAUUGUAUCAGCAGUGAGCUGCAUCCACAGAGCUGGGAUACUCCAUAGAGAUAUAAAAACUUUAAAUAUUUUCCUAACUAAGGCAAACCUAAUAAAACUUGGAGAUUAUGGGCUGGCAAAGAAACUUAAUUCUGAAUACUCCAUGGCUGAAACUCUUGUAGGAACCCCAUACUACAUGUCUCCAGAACUCUGCCAGGGGGUGAAAUACAACUUCAAGUCUGAUAUCUGGGCAGUAGGUUGUGUUAUUUUUGAACUGCUCACCCUGAAGAGGACCUUUGAUGCAACAAAUCCUCUUAAUCUGUGUGUGAAGAUCGUGCAAGGGAUCCGGGCCAUGGAAGUUGAUUCCAGCCAUUAUUCUUUAGAGUUGAUCCAGAUGGUUCACUCAUGUCUUCAUCAGGAUCCUGAGAAGAGGCCCACUGCUGAUGAGCUUCUGGAUUUUCCACUUCUCAGUAAGCGCAGGAGGGAAAUGGAGGAAAAAGUCACACUGCUUAAUGGGCCAACAAAGAGACCAAGGUCAAGUACUGCGAAUGAGACUCCCAUUGCAGUGGUUACAUCACGGACCAGUGAGGUUUAUGUUUGGGGAGGUGGAAAAUCCACUCCACAGAAGCUAGAUGUCAUCAAGAGUGGAUGUAGUGCCCGGCAGGUGUGUGCAGGCAAUACCCACUUUGCUGUGGUGACAGUGGAGAAGGAGCUAUACACCUGGGUGAACAUGCAAGGGGGCACCAAACUUCAUGGACAGCUGGGUCAUGGAGAUAAAGCUUCCUAUCGACAGCCAAAGCAUGUAGAAAAAUUGCAAGGCAAAGCUAUCCAUCAGGUGUCUUGUGGAGAUGACUUUACUGUAUGCGUUACAGAUGAAGGCCAGCUUUAUGCCUUUGGGUCUGAUUAUUAUGGAUGCAUGGGAGUAGAUAAGGUUGCUGGGCCUGAGGUACUAGAACCCAUGCAGGUGGACUUCUUCCUUAGCAAUCCAGUGGAGCAGGUGUCCUGUGGAGAUAAUCACGUGGUGGUUCUGACACGAAAUAAGGAAGUCUAUUCAUGGGGCUGUGGAGAAUAUGGACGACUAGGUUUGGAUUCAGAAGAAGAUUAUUACACACCACAGAAGGCAGAUGUCCCUAAGGCCUUGAUUAUUGUCUCAGUUCAGUGCAGCUGUGAUGGGACGUUUCUCCUAACAGAGUCAGGCAAAGUGCUGGCCUGUGGACUCAACGAAUUCAACAAAUUGGGCCUGAACCAAUGCAUGUCUGGCAUCAUCAACCACGACGCUUUCCAUGAAGUUCCCUACACAACCUCAUUUACUCUGGCCAAGCAGUUGUCAUUUUACAAGAUCCGAACUAUUGCCCCAGGCAAGACUCACACUGCAGCUAUUGAUGAACGAGGUCGCCUAUUAACCUUUGGUUGCAACAAGUGUGGCCAACUUGGAGUGGGGAAUUACAAGAAGCGCCUAGGAAUCAACCUUUUGGGGGGACCCCUUGGAGGGAAGCAGGUGAUCAGAGUCUCUUGUGGUGAUGAAUUUACCAUUGCUGCUACUGAUGAUAAUCACAUUUUUGCUUGGGGAAAUGGUGGGAAUGGCCGCUUAGCAAUGACUCCUACAGAGAGACCUCAUGGCUCUGAUAUAUGUACUUCAUGGCCACGGCCUAUUUUUGGAUCUCUGCAUCAUAUCCCAGAUCUGUCUUGCCGUGGCUGGCACACCAUUCUCAUUGUUGAGAAAGUAUUGAAUUCUAAGACUAUCCGUUCUAAUAGCAGUGGCUUGUCAAUUGGAACUGUGGCUCAGAACUCCACCCAAGGAGGAGGAGGUGGAAGAGAAGAGGAAGAGAGCCAGCAGGAAUCUGAGACGCCUGAUCCAAGUGGAGGUUUCCGGGGAACAAUGGAGGCAGACCGAGGAAUGGGAGAUUUAAUCAGUCCAACUGAGGCCAUGGGGAUCAGUAGUGUGGGUAGCAGUUCCUGCCCCGGCUGGCUGCGCAAGGAGUUAGAAAAUGCAGAAUUCAUCCCCAUGCCUGACAGCCCUUCACCCCUGAGUACAGCUUUUUCAGAACCUGAGAAAGAUACCCUUCCCUAUGAGGAGCUACAAGGACUCAAAGUGGCCUCUGAAGCUCCUGCAGAAUGCAACAAGUCUACAAGAGAAGCCUGGCUCCCCCGGCUUAAUCCAGUACUAGGAUGUGCUGGUAAGGGAGCACCAGUGGCUGCUGUCUGUGUUUGUAGCAGCCUGCGGGUGGAGGUGGAAAGACUGGAAGGUCUCGUGUUAAAAUGUUUGGCUGAGCAGCGGACACUGCAGCAAGAAAAUCUCAAAAUUUGGACCCAGCUCCAAAGGCUCAACAAGGAGACCGAAGGAGUACAAAAGUUGGAGACUCAUUCCAAAGGAACUCAGACGGCAAAGGAAGAAAUGGAAACAGAUCCAAAACCUGACUUGGAUUCAGAGUCCUGGUGCCUUUUGGGAACAGAUUCCUGUCGGUCCAGCCUUUAAUGUCCUGAUCCUAUACUUCCCCAGUAAGAUGGGAUCCCUGCAACUUCACAGAAUAAUUACUGAAUGCAAAGAGCAGCUUUUCCUGGCUUCAUUUCAGUUGCAGACAAGGAGCAAAGCAGGAGGCUCAGAAGUGUCUCCAGAGUACAGAUGGAGGGAAGCAUCUCCUUUUAGUUAGGAACUAGGAGUGUAUCAUUUGUUUUGUUUUAUUUUUUGAGGGGGAAGGGCCCUGUGUCCUGGUUUUGUCUUCUGUGACUACUGCAGCAACAGCAGCUCUAUACCUCAUCUGUUGAUUCCAUCUUUGAAGAAGAGAAACAGCCCUGCCUUGCUAUUUGCACUGGUAGCAGCUUGUACCCAUUUAUAAUUUUCACCACUUGUUGGG